CGACUUUGUGUUUCACAUUACGGCUCUGGGUGAAUGGAUUAUCCGCAUUGAUUUUAAUCAGCGCGAUCACGUUGCCCAGCAGAACCGAGGACGUCGUCACGCAGUUUCUCCAUCCAAAAUGGCGCUAUGUUUACGUUCUUUCAUAAUCGUUUAUCGCACUUGUCAACUCUAAUGGGGAACUUUGACGAUAGUAACGCAUGGAACAUAUUUUGACCCAACAUUUAACAAAGCAGCACUGAUCCACGACAAACCGGUAAUAAUUUAAGCAGAUCUGUGCCUAUAAAGUUAACCAGCAGCAGGAAGGAUGCAGGCUGAAGCCACAGACUCUUCACUUAGAGAGGGAAUAGAGGCUCUCGGUGUGAAGGACUCAGAAAAACCUGCAGCAGGUAAUGAAGAAGAAGAGGGCAACACAGAGCAACAAGACACAGAGAUGACAGCUGUCACAGAGGAGGACAACCCAACAGCCAAGGAGGAAACAGAUGGAAACACAGAUAGUGCCAUGGAAGGAGAGGCACAGGCGGAUGAACCUCAGGCAGACAAGGCGAUGGGUGCUGAGGAGGAGAAGCAGGCUGCUGAAGUGGAUGGUGAAUGGGAGCUUCCGUACAGCGAUGAGGAAAUGGAAGAUCCUAAAAACUGGAUGCCUGCUCCUUCUGAGAUUAAAAGACUUUAUGAGCUCCUAGCUAAAGGGGAGAUGCUGGAACUGAACUUUGUACCCCUCCCCAGAAGACCCCCCACACCUGAACGCAGUCCUUCACCUGAAAGAGAUGAAGAAGAGGCGGCAAAGGAAAGGGAGAGGCAGGAGAGGGAACGCAAGCCUCCAACUCCUACUGAGUUUGACUUUGAUGAGGAGCAAAUGCAAACCACUCCGAAAAAUGCCUUUAUCAACAGACGCAGAACACCAGGAUCUUCUGCCCGCUCCUCUGUAAAAAGGGAAGCUCGCUUGGACAAAGUAUUGUCGGACAUGAAGCGCCACCGAAAAAUUGAGGAGCACAUCAUGCGCACGGGACGGGAUCUCUUCAAGAGUGAUAAGAAACUAGAGGAGGCUCUUUCCCCAAACAGCCAGAAGGAGCGGGAGAAGGAGAGGGAGCGGGACAGCAACCCUAACACCAUCUUCUCCCCAAGACAAAGGAGAUACUGAAGUAUUCAGAGAUGAGGACUUGCCCACAAAUGAGAUACAGAGCUUUUCAAGACUUUCAAGAAACUUGAAUUUUUUUUUAAAUGUAACAGGUUUUGUAUGUUUUGUGUGUUUUAUAUACCAGCAAUAAACAUUUUACAUUUGGAGAAUGCUAACUGAUCUAUUGUAAUCAGUAUGUGGCAAUUUAAAAAAAAAAUUUUUUAAUAAACAAGGGAUUGAAGGUGACUCAAGACACAACAAGGCAUAUUUCUAUUAGUUACAUUGUGGUGGGAUUCAGGGUUUGAGGAAAUAUGAGGUUGGAUGAGUGUGACCUUCAAGUCCUGCAUGAGAAUCAGCAACGCUUUGAGACUGACAAGAUCAAACAUGCUGAAAUCAGCAGAAGUUAAAAGCCAGCACCUGUGGUGUUAUGUGGGAACAUCAGUAUCCAGGGCAUAGAUGGCUUCCACAUGCGUGAAGGUAUUUUUGGCAAAGUGCCAUUAAGACUGCUAUAAAAUUCUGGACCUAUUUUUUUUUCUAAAUAUGAUUGUUUGUCAGUGAAGACACAAACUAUUUCCUUUGUACUUGUACAGAUUUAAGUUCGAAUAAUCCAUCCAUUUUCUCCCCUCAUCUAAUUCGGUGGGACAGGAGCCCAUCCCAGCUUCCACUGGGUGAAAAGCAGGGUACCUGGUGGACAGCCAGCCAGUACAUCAACUUAGAACAAUUAACCUAACCUGAAUGUUUUUGUUCUGUGGGAGGAAGCCCGAGUUCCCGGUGAAAACGUGGUCAUGCAUGGGAAGAACAUGCAAAGUCCACAUUGAAAGUCAAACUUUGAACCAGGAGGCCUCAGCGCCACUGGGCUAUUUCCUUUCUGAAAAAAUAUGGCUUGUUUAUAUACCUUUUAGUGUCUUCUAUUUUAAUAUCUCAAUAUUUACAUUGCUCCUUUUUUAAAUUAUGUGAAUCACUUUGGAAUUGUAAACAAAGUUGCUAUAUCAAUAAAACUGAUCCUGUUUGAUACUUAGAUCAUGAGCUUUUCCAAGUUGUCACCAUACAUUUAAUUCAAUAAGUGGCGAGUGUAUUUCCAUCUGUCCAAUAACCUGUUUAAGAACUAAUUUCACUUGUAUCAGGUGCUCUUUUGUCCGCAUUAAAGAAAUAGCUUCCAAAUGCAAAUGCUACACUCCUGACU
Molecule: messenger RNA, 2297 nt
Organism: Melanotaenia boesemani (Boeseman's rainbowfish)
Lineage: Eukaryota; Metazoa; Chordata; Actinopteri; Atheriniformes; Melanotaeniidae
Gene: pagr1
Product: PAXIP1 associated glutamate-rich protein 1
Exons: 5
Coding region: 305-1138 (277 amino acids)
Source: RefSeq, a predicted model, not a curated record